AAAUUGUGAAUUUUACACAAUCACAGAUGCCCUUUUGCCAAAUUUCGUUAUUUUUUACUACAUAUUAUAAAAGGGAAAAUAUCUAGGCUCAUCUUCAAGCUUCAUUGUUCCUCGUUCAUCAACAAUGGCAGUUCUAAGGUACUGCAUUACAGUGACUUCAUCAGCAACACCCAUCUCUCCGGACUCUGCAAACCCAGCAGUGCCAGACCCACGACAGACCAAAGUCAUUUUGCCCAAGAAGAAGGCCGUGAAAUGGUCCACUGGGAUGGCACCGGGCGAGUAUGGUGGACCCCCGACCACCACUAAACUCCGCAAGUACUGGGGAGGUGAAGGAGAAGACCCUAUAACCUCUGAUGAGUUUAUCUGGAACAAAGACUUCAUGAGUCGCAUGAAUAAAUUGAUUGACGACUCCGCUUCUCCUCCUCAACAAGCUCCUGUUAAGGAAAAGCCUUCUGGGUUUCUCAGCAUAAACAGAGUCAUGUCUCUUGACAGUAUGGAGGUUGAUCUGAGUAAAGAACUCACAGCUCCUACCAAGCGUGAAAUAGAGCUGCAAGUAGAGCCUAAAACUGAGGUUAAGGCUAGCCCGGUGACCAAAUGGAGACCAGCACCAACAAGGCGAGAGCAAGAUAAGUGGGAUAGAGCAGCGAAGGCUGCAACUGGAGGCACUGAAGCAAUGUUUCGGGAGCUAAGGCAGCCCAAAGGGGACCCUGCAGUCCUGGCUGCUCGAUCAAGGGAACAGUAUACUAAGUUAAAAAACAGAUUACAGCUCCUGACAGUAGGUAUAGGUAGUGUUGGUUUAGCCUCAGCUUAUGUUUCCUAUUCUCCUGAAAUUACAGCUAGCUUUGGUGCUGGUUUGAUUGGUUCUUUGGUAUAUAUGCGUAUGCUGGGAAAUACUAUUGAUUCCAUGGCAGAUGGAGCAAGGGGUCUACUCAAGGGAGCAAUAGGGCAGCCAAGGCUAUUGGUUCCAGUUGUAUUGGUCAUGAUCUUCAACCGGUGGAACGGGAUUCUUGUUCCGGAAUAUGGCUUUAUGCACCUGGAAUUGAUACCCAUGUUGGUUGGGUUUUUCACAUACAAGAUUGCUACUUUCGUCCAAGCUAUAGAAGAGGCAAUUACGGUUGUUCAGAAUGACACAAGUAGUACAUAAAUUUGAGCAUAGUUUCCAUUUUUACACAAUGAUUCAUAAGUAUGAUAUGAUUUGUAUUUCAAACUGGCAUGAAUACAACAUUUAUAGGAUAACCUUUUGAUGUUUUUAUACUACAUUGGCAAUAUGUAAUUACAGGGAAUGAAUGGUUUAAGAAUUGGAUAUGAAAUGGGUGAGACUCACUAAAUUAUUUUAUGACAAUUGAAAAUAAUAUUAUUAUUAUUUCUUCCA
This is a messenger RNA of Humulus lupulus (European hop), 1372 nucleotides long. RefSeq names its product protein CONSERVED ONLY IN THE GREEN LINEAGE 160, chloroplastic. Bases 125 to 1144 code for a protein of 339 amino acids. The transcript has 9 exons. NCBI's taxonomy places the organism in Eukaryota, Viridiplantae, Streptophyta, Magnoliopsida, Rosales, Cannabaceae. The record is from RefSeq and is a predicted model, not a curated record.